Messenger RNA from Laetiporus sulphureus 93-53, 1377 nucleotides. Its product is annotated as endoplasmic reticulum-derived transport vesicle ERV46. Gene Ontology annotation, cellular component: COPII-coated ER to Golgi transport vesicle; endoplasmic reticulum; Golgi membrane. The transcript is spliced from 9 exons. NCBI's taxonomy places the organism in Eukaryota, Fungi, Basidiomycota, Agaricomycetes, Polyporales, Laetiporaceae. Bases 88 to 1344 code for a protein of 418 amino acids. Gene Ontology annotation, biological process: endoplasmic reticulum to Golgi vesicle-mediated transport; retrograde vesicle-mediated transport, Golgi to endoplasmic reticulum. The record is from RefSeq and is a predicted model, not a curated record.
GCCCUCUCUCUCUUUCUCAUCUCUGUCGUUCUUCCUGAAUACUCUGGACUAAUCCCUGGUAAUCUCCGGGCGACUUGUACCGCCAAGAUGCCAGGAAAGGGCCUCUUCGGCUCGCUCAAGGGCAUCGAUGCCUUCGGUAAGACAAUGGAGGAUGUGAAGGUCAAGACGCGCACAGGCGCGUUCUUGACCCUCAUCUCCGCGGCGAUCAUCCUGGCUUUCACGACUAUGGAGUUCUUUGACUACAGGAGAGUCUAUGUGGACACAUCCAUCGUAGUCGACAGGAGCAGAGGCGAGAAGCUAAACCUCCGAAUGAACGUAACGUUCCCAAGGGUACCAUGUUACCUUCUUAGCUUAGAUGUGAUGGACAUCUCCGGAGAGACACAAUCUGACAUAUCACACAAUAUCCUGAAGAAGCGAAUCGGAAAGAACGGCGAGCCAAUGAGUGGUCUCAACACUCCUACGGACCUACAGAAUGACUUGGACAAGCUGAACACUGCGCGUGGUCCUGACUACUGCGGUUCAUGUUUUGGAGGGCAGCCUCCCGAAAGCGGGUGUUGCAAUACCUGCGAUCAGGUUCGCCAGGCGUACGUCGACCGUGGCUGGAGCUUCAACCGGCCGGAAUCCAUUGAGCAGUGCGUGAGCGAGGGCUGGUCAGACAAGCUGAAGGAACAGGCGGAUGAAGGGUGUAACAUCUCGGGGAAGGUGCGCGUAAACAAGGUCGUAGGCAACAUCCACUUGUCUCCUGGGCGAUCGUUCCGAUCGGCGUCACAAAACAUCUACGAUCUGGUGCCAUACUUGCGAGACGAUAACAAUCGUCACGAUUUUAGCCACACAAUCCAUGAGUUCGCUUUCGAGAGCGACCAGGAGAGGAGGACGAAACUGCCGAUGCAGGUCAAGGAGAAGAUGGGCACAGAAGGCAAUCCGCUGGAUGGCACAGUGAAGAAGACGUCCAAACAGCAGUAUAUGUUCCAGUACUUCCUGAAGGUCGUAUCGACGCAGUUCAACACGUUGCAGGGGAAAUCUUAUAAGACGCAUCAGUAUAGCGCCACGCACUUCGAGCGCGACCUGACGAAGGGGCACCAGGAGGACAACAAGGAGGGUGUCCACGUCGCGCAUACAUCGACCGGCAUCCCGGGCGCGUUUUUCAAUUAUGACAUUUCGCCGAUCCUGAUUGUCCAUACCGAGACGCGGCAGUCCUUUGCGCAUUUCCUCACAUCGACAUGUGCGAUCGUCGGUGGAGUGUUAACCAUCGCGUCGCUCCUCGACAGUGUGCUCUUUGCGACGACGCGCGCGCUGAAGCACCGGGGUGGCGCGCAUGGAUACGGGAACGGAAAGCUCAUGUAAUGUGGCCUCGCCUUGCGCCGUCUUGUAUACAUC